AUGUCCACCACCAAAUUCAUAAUUGAGUUUCGUCAAGGCAGCUCCAUAUCUAUUGCCAAGGAACAAAAGAACGACCACCAUUCAAUCUUAUCUCCUUUCAAUCCAUUGUCUAAGCUAUUUCCUAAUGGCAUUAUCAACUCCGAUUGGUUUGACAAGUACAUCAACCAUAUCCCGUUUGCAGUGGUGUAUAUUAUCCAAGGAGACGACAAUGUGUUGAACAAGAUAAACGCAGCUGAAGCUACGUUGAAACCAUUGGGAAUCACCCCCGUGGUGUUGCUAGUUGAUGGUGACCUGGUUAUAGACUAUGUCAAACUAAACACGUCUGUAAUUGUAUAUACAUUUGAAUCAGACCCGGAUCUGAUAAAGUUGUUGAUGGCCCAACUCAUGCAUAUCUCCCACGACUUUUAUGCAAACAUAGAAGCCAAGAUCAAGCAGAGAUACAAAAAGUACUACACCACCGUAGAAAAUGAUACCGUUGACACCAAUGUCGAACUAACUCCCAAGUUCUUGGAGGUACGUAACUUGAUUAAACAAGGUAUGAUUGCCCAGUUUAUGAACAGCUCAGACUUGACAACCGCCAUACGAUUGCUUGAACUUGCCUACGACAUAUUACUCGGAUUACUUCCUGCAACCCCUCAUGAAUUACCCCAUGACAUUGAGCUCACCACCCAAUUCAAAACAUUGCUUGACAUUCUCUGUUUCCACAUUGUUCGAGGCUAUUUCUCAAUCGAAGAACCACUCAAGGCAUUCAAGUUCCACAAGCUACACAUCAUACACGGAGACACAAACAAUGACAACUGGAUAUCGCUCCAAUAUCACUGGUUAGCAGAACUAGUCCACACGAUCCCACUGGCAAUAACCACCAUACUGAAAACCAAACGCACACCACCACUCACGACAUAUUUCGGUGGAGUUCAUUUAUCUCAAUUUGACAUAAUCUCCGAUGCAAGCUUACUCCUUGUAAAGGCAUAUGAAUCAAUCAAGAACGGUGAUCAUCAGCAGAAGAUCAAGUUGUUGCAGAAGGCAUUACUGUGGUUUGACGGGUUGUCUAGUUUCAUCGAGUAUAUCAAUUGGUUACUUGCCGAGGAAUACUACACCAUUAAUGAAUAUGCUAAAGCAAUAGAUCAUUAUAAGUUGAUUCAUGCCACGAAUUUCAUCUUGUAUAAACUUCUUCAGUGUUAUUUGCAUACAGAUGAUACCAAGCUAGCAUUGACCAGUUUGGUGAAGUUAUCGUUAUUGUCUUAUAAACCAGUGCCACAAAUUUCGUUUGAAAAGUCAUUAGAGAUUGAUUUGUUGGAUGAGGAUCAAUUGUUCUCUGUUGAUGUGUUGAUAUUUGGCAAUGAUCAAGUAUAUGUUCGUGACGAAGUAACUUUACAAAUCGUCCUCCAUUCAAACAGUCACUUGUCAAGAUUAGUCAAGGGUAAUGUUGAUAUAACAAUCAAUCAAGUUGAUGUGAUUGUGACCUCGCAAGGAAAACACAAGGGUAUGAAGUCUAUCUCAAUCACUCAUGACAACAAUAAACCAAUAACUAAAUUGGCCAAACUUCACGGACAAGAAUUAGAUGAAUCAUUUGUAGAUUCCAUGAAUUUACAAUUCACCGACAAAUCCAAGAUUAUUCAUCAUUUACAAACCAUGACUAAUUCAGGAACAUUUGAAAUUGAAUGCAUUAAACUACAAACUACUAUCAAGAUCACUUCUGAACACACAAUCACAUUAAACAAGAUUGAACUUCACAACACGUUUGUUCCUCACCAUCACCACACUACUAUCUACCAAGACCACGGUAAAUACAACAAGAGAUUAACAACCCCGGGAAACAUCAUCAAAGUUCUACCAGUACGCCCUACAAUCUCCAUCACUCUUUUGAAAGACCUUCAAUCGUACAUCCUCGGCGAAAGACUAGUCAUUCCUUUGAAAAUUGAGUUCCCCAACCAGGACAACAAAUCCGUGAAACUUACAGCAAAAGUAAAGGGUGAUGUUACGUGGAAUUGGCACUCGCUCAAAGACGACGAACCGUUAUUACUACAAACUGGAAGUGAUAACUAUCAAUUGCACGUGUUCACACGCACGCCUCAAGAAUUAUUAUCAGUGGAUUUAACAGCUAUGGUUGAUGAUGACGAGGAAGUACUAGUGUACGAUGUAGCAAGUUAUGUGUUCCCCAUAAUGAGAAAGUCUCCUUUUGCGUGUGAUUACUUGAUCAGCCCUAGUUACCGAGACCUGACUUUGGACAUGCCCAGCCCGUUUGUUGUCACUGACACAGCUAUGCCGGUGACUACUCGUUUGUGGCAGGGAAAACUAGACAUCAAUGAUGAAUUUAGAUUAGAGAUUGUCAAUAUAGAAUACACUAUUAUUUCAUCAAACCCUGAGAUUGAAGUGAAUGUGUUGUCAAGCAGUAAAGAAAUGGUGCUAUUUACCACCAGGGCCAAAUCUGGCGGAUUCAAUCUCAGAAAUGUCAAUGUGGUUACAUCAUCGACGAUUAAAUGGCGUCGAGAUGAACACUCUCCUGUGAACGAUUACACCACGCCGGAAUGGGAAGUCACGCUUCCGUUAUCUGAUCCUAGAUUGCUCUUAGUUCCCAAGGCUGAUGCUGAUUCAUUCACGUUGAAUUACAUUUUGGAAAAUCCCACACCAAGGAUAUUUACAUUUACUACCUUGUUAACGUUCGAAGAUUGGAGUUUUGAAGAUCAACGAAAUAUUGUUCCAAUAAAGCAGAAUCCAUUCCCGGUAUUGCCGUUCAGUAGACACCAUAUGAUCUUCUAUGGGAAGUAUACAGGUGAAGAAAAAGAUGAGAUUAAGUUACCACUUUUCAAGGUGUUUGAUGUGCAGUAUAAAGUUGGGUUGCCUACUUUGGCUUGUCUGAAGGAGACAAUUGUCAAGCUGGGAGAUGUUUAUUGGAAAUGCAAAUAG
Spathaspora passalidarum NRRL Y-27907 is the source of this 2907-nucleotide messenger RNA. RefSeq lists its product as uncharacterized. NCBI's taxonomy places the organism in Eukaryota, Fungi, Ascomycota, Pichiomycetes, Serinales, Debaryomycetaceae. Gene Ontology annotation, molecular function: protein binding. The record is from RefSeq and is a predicted model, not a curated record. The transcript has a single exon. The coding region runs from base 1 to 2907 and encodes 968 amino acids.